GCGCCCGCUGGGUACAGCGUGACGUUAGUGGGGGGGCACUCUUUAAAUCCAUAUGACUGUGGGUGGCAGCUUUGACAGAGUGGGUGGGUGAAUGUGUGCGGGGCAUGUGAGUGGCAGAGUAUAUAUGGCAGGGAUUGAUUGGCACUGAUGGAGAGCAGUUAAUGCCAGUUUGACGAGGUGCGUGCGGGUGGCAGACCUGAUCUGACUGGUGGCGUUAAUUUUAAGAAAUGACUCUCACUGAGAGGCGGUUUGAGGGGCAGCUCUUACCCGUAUGAUGUGAUUCUCACCGACUGAUUGGAUCUUUAAACUGUAAAUCCUGAGGCGUCACUCUCGGAUUAAGGGACACCUGUGGGACAGCUGUGCCACCAAGAUCAGCUCAGGACUUCAUGAGCCAGAGUACAGGAUGUGGCACUCCAUUUUGAACCCGGUGAGGCGGUUCCCCUGGAUCACCAAUGUCGCCCUGUAUGGGUCCCUCUUUGCAGGGGGCGACUUGGUUCACCAGGGUUUCAGCAGGAGAGCCGACUUCAACUGGAGGCAGACCCGGAACGUGGCUGUGGUGGCCUUCUCCUUCCAUGCCAACUUCAACUACGUGUGGAUGCGAUUUCUGGAGCGCAGCUUUCCAGGCCGGGCGGCCGGCGUGAUCCUGAAGAAGGUCCUUCUGGAUGUGACCGUGGGGGGCCCUCUGGCCAUCAGCGCCUUUUACACAGGGGUCAGCCUGAUGGAAGGUAAGAAGGACCCUCUUCAGGAUUGCCGGGAGAAAUUCUGGAAUACGUACAAGACUGGUUUCAUGUAUUGGCCGUUCAUGCAGACUCUGAAUUUCCUGCUCGUCCCCCUUUACCUGCGCACCAUCUUCACCGGCUGUGCCGUCUUCCUCUGGGCGACAUUCCUCUGCUUCUCGCGGCAGAGUGGCGACGGGACAGCGGCAGCCGCCUUCUCGUGGAUGAAGUCGCGGAGAAAAGUGCCCCGCGUGUCGGCUGGGAAAGACGAAAAGUAAGGAAGAGGAAGAGCUGGUGAGCAAGAGGAGGAGAAGUGGUUGCCUUUUCAACUCUGACGACUUAUCUGGCUGGAUGGCAUUUUUUUUUUUUUUUGGUUUUUCAGAGCUAUUUAUCUUUUUUUGGGGGUACACACCAUCGCGGCACACGUUGAUACCCUUUACGAAGCCGACAAAGUCACAGGGUGGCAGCACUCGACAACGAGAGAACUGUGAGCAGGGCCUCGGUCGGUCCGAGUCACGGAGAGUCAGAGUUAAGUGGGAGACAAAAAGGGUUUAGAGUUACGCCGGACCCCGGUGGGUGAGCUUGGCAGUAGGAUGAAUCAGGAAGUGAAAUUCCUGCCAGUCAUGCCAAGGCCUGAAUGGCAGACAGCUGGUUUGCAAUAUGGGUCAUGUCACAACAAGAGAAGUGUGAGCAGGGCCUCAGAUGGACAGUGUAAUGGAACUCCACAAUGCUUGGGGAUCAAAUGGCCAGCUCAAUAAACAGGAAGUGACAUCACAGCCAAUCAUGCCAAAGCCCAGCUGGCACACUGAGGUUUUUGUUACCUGAGGCAGAUUACAACUUGAGGACUGUCAACAGGGCAUCGGCCAUAUUGGGUGACACAGCAUCACGGUAAUGUGGGACUGUAAGGUGACUCGAGACACACCAGCCAGCCAUGCCCAGAGUCCACAUGGCAUCCUGGCACUUCAUAAUUUGUGAUAGGCACCUCAGAACAUGAGGACUGCCAGCAGAGCCUCGAUCAGGCCAGGUAACAAACACAAUAUCACGAUAAAGUGGGACUAUAAGAUGACUUUGGGGGGAAAAGACACCCCAGCCAGCCAUGCCCAGAGUCCACAUGGCAUACUGGCACUUCAUAAUUUGUGAUAGGCACCUCAGAACAUGAGGACUGUCAGCAGGGCCUCGGCCCGAUGGUGUCCUGGAGCUCCACGGUAAAACGGGAGAGCAAAACGACUUCUGUGUUACUCCAGACCACAAUCAAUGGGUGAGUUCACCAUUAAGACAAAAUCAGGCAAAGAAAGUCUAGCCAGCCAUGCCAGAGUUUACCAAGUGCCAGUCUGCCAUUUAAUUUGUGACAGUAGUAUCAGAACAUGAGGACUGGCUGCAGGGUCGUGAUCAACCCAGGUAACACAUAACUAUAAGAUAACUUUGGGGAAAAAGACAUCCCAGCCAGUCACAGCAGAGUUUGCAUGGCAGACUGGCACUUUGUAACUUGCAAUAAACACUUCACAAUGUGAGGACUGCCAGCAGGGCCUCAGCCAUACCAGGUAAGACAGCGUCACAGCAGAAGUCAGGCAAGUACACUCUAGCCAGUUGUGCCCGAGUCUAAAUGGCCAAGUGGCAUUUUGUAAUUUGUGACAUGGGUAAGCCCCAUGAUAAGACUAAUUGGGAAGUAAAAUGCCAGCCAGUGAAGCCAGACUCCAAGUGGCACACUGGCACAGACACUGUAGAACAUGAGGAUUGUGAGCAGGGGCUCGGCCCGCCUGAGCAAUGGUGCGCCACCAUACAGUGGGAGAUACAAAGGGGCAGCUCACCAACCGUUUAGGUACAACAGUAAUGUAGUAGCUGUAAAUGGGGGUCCACUUUGGAACGGCGCUAUAUAAGAGACAGUGUAACUCUGGGCGAACCGUCCUGACCCGUCUAAGAGACCCUCGGUCGGUAUUCACUACGUAAAGGCGCUAUAAUUCCCCUGUACUCUGUCCUUUGUCUGCUGUUCCUCCGCCCAGAGCUGCCUUUACGUUUUGUUCUCGUCUGUUGAUUUUGAUUUUUGCCCUGCUGAUGUAUUGUGAUCCGAUUUGCUCCUAAUGGCGGUACGUGCUGUUAACGGCACGACAGACAAUUCAGAUUGAUUGACGCCACCUGCCGAGCCUCAGCUGUGCCGCUCCUGUGAAGGACACUUGCGCGAUGGUCACUGCGGACAGACUGGCGCUACAUGAAGUGGGAUUGUUAGACCUGUUCGUCCUGCACCAGGAUCAUCGCACUUCUGUUUACACUUUGAGUUCGCCGGCCACUUCAGUGGAUUAAAAAGGCCGAAUUUCUGUAAAAACUUCAAAAGGGUAGCUGAGCCACCAUUAAGAAUUGGAGAAGUGAAAAUGCGUGGCCAGCUUUCUGAAAGCCAAACGUGUCUGUUAACAUCAGGGGGGUGGCUGAAAGUGUCCGAGUCUUUGUCAUUUUGGGAUUUAGAUUUCCGAUUGUGAGUCAGAUUGUAAUUUGAAGUUCUGUUGGACCAAAACCAGUGCGGGACUGAAUGACAGCUUCCGGUCUGGCUGAUUAAAACUGUCACUGACUGAAUAAAAGUGUCACUGGCUGAA
Polypterus senegalus (gray bichir) is the source of this 3301-nucleotide messenger RNA. It is a transcript of the gene mpv17l, whose product is annotated as MPV17 mitochondrial membrane protein like. The record is from RefSeq and is a predicted model, not a curated record. Gene Ontology annotation, cellular component: membrane; cytoplasm. Bases 404 to 994 code for a protein of 196 amino acids. The transcript has 5 exons. NCBI's taxonomy places the organism in Eukaryota, Metazoa, Chordata, Cladistia, Polypteriformes, Polypteridae.